GCACAGCCUCUUCUUCCUGCUCCUAAACACAGCACCUCCUCUCUGUCCACGUGUUUCCUCGUUCCCUCCCCUUCAGAUCUGCACAUUGAAGAUGGGUGUAACCAACAUGUGGUGACGUGUAAGAGCUGACAGGCUCCAUUCACUGCAGAAACACAUGUUGUUGAGAUCAGAGCUCAGACUAGUUUCAGUUUUAAGGAAGAGAAACUCGCACAGUCACUGACACUGAGAGGAGAAAUGGCACAGAAAGGAGUUCAGCUGGACCGAGAAACCUUCUCUUGUUCCAUCUGUUUGGAUCUACUGAAGGAUCCGGUGACUAUUCCCUGUGGACACAGCUACUGCAUGAACUGUAUUAAAAGUUUCUGGGAUGAAGAGGACAAGAAGGGAAUCCACAGCUGCCCUCAGUGCAGGAAGACUUUCACAGCGAGGCCUGUCCUGGAGAAAAACACCAUGUUAGCAGCUUUAGUGGAGCAGCUGAAGAAGACUGGACUCCAAGCUGCUGCAGCUGAUCACUGCUAUGCUGGACCUGAAGAUGUGGCCUGUGAUGUCUGCACUGGGAGGAAGCUGAGAGCCAUCAAGUCCUGUUUAUUCUGUCUGGUCUCUUACUGUGAGAAACACCUCCAACCUCACUAUGAUGUAGUUCAGCUUAAGAAACACAAGCUGGUGGCCCCCUCCAAGAAGCUCCAGGACAACAUCUGCUCUCGUCACGAUGAGGUGAUGAAGAUUUUCUGUCGUACUGAUCAGCAGAGUAUCUGUUAUCUCUGCACAAUGGAUGAACAUAAAGGCCAUGAAACAGUCCCAGCUGCAGCAGAAAGGACUGAGAAGCAGAAGGAGCUCCAGGUGAGACGACUCAACAUCCAGCAGAGAAUCCAGGAGCGAGAGAAAGAUGUGAAGCUGCUUCAGCAGGAGGUGGAGGCCAUCAAUGGCUCUGCUGAUAAAGCAGUGGAGGACAGUGAGAAGAUCUUCACUGAGCUGAUCCGUCUCAUCCAGAAAAGAAGCUCUGAUGUGAAGCAGCAGGUCAGAUCCCAGCAGGAAACUGAAGUGAGUCGAGUCAAAGAGCUUCAGGAGAAGCUGGAGCAGGAGAUCACUGAGCUGAAGAGGAAAGACGGCGAGCUGGAGCAGCUCUCACACACAGAGGAUCACAACCAGUUUCUACACAACUACCCCUCACUGUCAGCACUCGGUGAGUCGACACACUCAUCCAGCAUCAAUAUUCGUCCUCUGAGCUACUUUGAGGAUGUGACAGCAGCUGUGUCAGAGACCAGAGAUAAACUACAGGACAUUCUGAGAGAGGAAUGGACAAACAUCUCACUGACAGUCACUGAAGAGGACGUUUUACUGUCACCAGCAGAGCCAAAGACCAGAGCUGGAUUCUUAAAAUGUUCAUGUGACAUCACACUGGAUCCAAACACAGCAAACACACAUCUGUUAUUAUCAGAGGGGAACAGAAAAGUAACAUUUAUGAAACAACUACAGUCUUAUUCUCAUCAUCCAGACAGAUUCACUGAUUAUUCUCAGGUCCUGAGUAGAGAGAGUCUGACUGGACAUUGUUACUGGGAGGUGGAGUGGAGAGGUGGAGGAGUUCAUGUAGCAGUCGCAUACAAGAAUAUCAGCAGAGCAGGGUUGGACUCUUUAUUUGGAGACAAUGACAAAUCUUGGGCAUUACUAUGUAACACAAACAGUUACAAAUUCUUUCACAACGAAGUCCAAACUGACCUCUCAGGUCCUCGGUCCUCCAGAGUAGGAGUGUACCUGGAUCACAGAGCAGGUAUUCUGUCUUUCUACAGCGUCUCUGAAACCACGACUCUCCACAGAGUCCAGACCACCUUCACUCAGCCGCUCUAUGCUGGACUUUAUCUUUAUGGAGAUGGAGUCACUGCAGAGUUGAUUAAAGUCAAAUAGAGAAGACAGGUUCAUGUUGAUCCCUGAUCAUUAUAUGUACUUGUGUAGUUUCUAAAUGAGCCUUUACAUUUUAGAAGCUGAGAAGCUCAGAGGUCCAUUGAUGUGUGGAAAUAAUAUUGCACUGAUUCAAACUGUACUUACAUUUAUAAACCUUACAUCAAUAUAAAUCUGCAUUUGUUCUUAUGGCUGAUAAUCAUGUGAGUUUAAAUUCUACUACUCUUCAUAUUCAGCAUGUGUGAAACCUUUCAUCGGUCUGGUUAGUGCUUUUAUUCUGGAGUUGCUGUAGCAGGUUGUCAAAUGCAGUGAUUCAUCAGUUAGUCAAUGAUCAGAGAAUUGAUUGUUUUGUCAUUAUUUUAGUCACAUUUAAAGCUGGUUCCAGUUUCUGAAACGUGAAGAUUGUUGAUUUUCUUGAUCAUAUAUGAUCGUAAACUUAAUGUCUUUGAGGUUUGAACUUUGAAAAUGUAACAAAAAAUAAAUAGUUAAUGUUUGACAUUAAAUAUUAUUUUUCAUUUGAAAAGUUUGAUCACACUUGAUCAUUUCUACAUUAAAAUACAGACAGUAAAUGAUACAGGCCUGUAUAUUGUGGAGGAGAGACAUGUUUCUUUGCCCUGAGCUGUGUCUGGCAGGCAGAGCGUCUCCACGCUCCACAAAUCUGAUGCUUCUGAUUUGGAGUAAAUGAGCUGAGGGAGACACCUGGAAUCUCAGCCUGGACACAAAGGGAAUAAAAUCAGCAGAGUUAUACACAAGUGGUGAUGUUGAAUGACUGGCAAAUAAACGUCCGUUUUAAUAAUGGACCAAAAUGGUUCAAAUGGUUCCUCCAAAGCUUCUUUAGAAACUUGGCUUCAAAGAGGAAAACUGUUUUGUUGUUUGUUUGUGUUUUCAUGUUUUCUUCUUCUCUCAUACAUAAAAUACAGUUCUUAAUCUUA
Oreochromis niloticus (Nile tilapia) is the source of this 2825-nucleotide messenger RNA. Its product is annotated as tripartite motif-containing protein 16-like. The record is from RefSeq and is a predicted model, not a curated record. NCBI's taxonomy places the organism in Eukaryota, Metazoa, Chordata, Actinopteri, Cichliformes, Cichlidae. The transcript has a single exon. Gene Ontology annotation, molecular function: zinc ion binding; protein binding. Bases 235 to 1899 code for a protein of 554 amino acids.